AUGUCUGUUUCACUUGACCCACCAAACCAACUUGCAUUUUCUCGACCUUUUACACAAAAUGUAACUCGAACUCUUUCAGUAAAGAAUCCUAAUCCUGAACCAAUUGCUUUUAAGGUAAAAACCACUGCACCAAAACAAUAUUGUGUAAGACCAAAUUCUGGUCGAAUUGAAGCAAACCAAACUGUAGAUGUUCAAGUAAUUCUUCAAGCUAUGAAAGAAGAUCCUCCAGUUGAUUUUAAAUGUAAGGAUAAAUUCUUGGUACAAAGUAUUCCAAUCUCACCAGAACAAGAGAAUUUAACUUUACAAGAAUUGUGGGCUACAAUUGAAAAACAAACAAAAGGAUCAAUUAAAGAAACUAAAAUUCGAUGUGUUUACUUACCACCAAUAUCAACUUUAGACAAUACACAUCAACAACCUUCUUCUCCAGAUUUACCGGUCAACGAUGUAACAAAUAACAAUGCUGAUCCAAAAGACAGUGAUGAUUCUAAUACGAUAGCAUUUGAUAAUAAUAGAUCUGUUUCAAACGAUAAUAAUACUGUUAAAUCUCAUAACAAUAGGGAUGUUCAAUCACGUCAAUUAUUUGAAGCGCAAGAAGAAAUCAAACGUUUGAAUCAUAUAAUUGAGGAAUAUAAACAAGAAACUAACUUAUCUAAACUUAGACAACGUAAAGUUGAACAACCAUUACCAAAUAAAAACAACACACCGAGCGGUAUUGGAAUUUCUGUCAAAACACAAGAGAAGGUUCCAGAAGGUUAUUAUCCAUUUGAAGUGGUAAACAUUUAUUAA
Messenger RNA from Entrophospora candida, 786 nucleotides. The record is from the annotation of a GenBank genome assembly. NCBI's taxonomy places the organism in Eukaryota, Fungi, Glomeromycota, Glomeromycetes, Entrophosporales, Entrophosporaceae.